This is a messenger RNA of Terrapene triunguis (Three-toed box turtle), 6853 nucleotides long. It is a transcript of the gene PIK3C2A, whose product is annotated as phosphatidylinositol-4-phosphate 3-kinase catalytic subunit type 2 alpha. The coding region runs from base 176 to 5281 and encodes 1701 amino acids. NCBI's taxonomy places the organism in Eukaryota, Metazoa, Chordata, Testudines, Emydidae. The transcript has 33 exons. Gene Ontology annotation, cellular component: cytoplasm; plasma membrane; phosphatidylinositol 3-kinase complex. The record is from RefSeq and is a predicted model, not a curated record. Gene Ontology annotation, biological process: phosphatidylinositol-3-phosphate biosynthetic process; cell migration; phosphatidylinositol 3-kinase/protein kinase B signal transduction. Gene Ontology annotation, molecular function: phosphatidylinositol binding; 1-phosphatidylinositol-3-kinase activity; 1-phosphatidylinositol-4-phosphate 3-kinase activity.
UGAGCGCACGGCGGCGGCGGGCUCGUCCCUCCAGUGACUUUAUCCGCGGCGGUGGCGGCGGCGGCAGGGACGGGAAAUGGCUGUUGCUGCGGGGCAGCGGCGCGGCGAGGUCUACUGAAUCUAGUUUCAAAGUCAAGGGCCAAAGAUUGUUAGGAAGAAGGGAUUGAUCUCUUAAAUGGACAUCUGCUUUCACGUUAUGGCUCAGAUAUCCAGUAGCAAUGGACAGCGUUCAUCUCCUUCGUUGGGAACUGCAAGGACAAAAGAUGUGGACAAAGAAGAGGCAUUGCAGAUGGAAGCUGAGGCACUAGCUAAGAUGCAAAAGGAAAGAGUGGUAACUGGUAAUAAGCAAACUUCUGAGUCUUUAAGCAGCACCAGACAAAAAGCACAAACUCAUAAUAAACAGGACCAUGAUCUCAUGGUGUUUCCAGAGUCUGCUGCCAAAAAGAGGGUGGAAGAUAAAUUAAGCACUGUUGAUAUAGAUAAAAUGACCCAUGCUGAAUUAGAGAAACUGCUGCUAGAUGAAAGUUUUGAAUCUAGUAAAGUACCUGCAUUACCAGCAACUCCUGUUCUGAGCCCAUCAUUUUCUUCACCAUUUUAUAUUGGGCCUACUGGUCAAAGAGGACAGUGGACACCUCGGCUACCUGGGCCUGUGACUUGCACUUUACCUCCUAUUUACCCAUCAGCUUCUUACAAUAAACAAGCUGGUGUAUUUCAGAAUGGCUUCCACCUAAGCAUGUCCACCUAUCAAUCUACAGAACCUGUUUAUCUUAGUCUUCCCGGUCGGUCUCAAUACAUUUCAUACCCAUUGACAACUACUACACCUUUCCAUCCACGAGGAAGCCUGCCCAUGUAUCCUCCAACACUCACGCCAGAAAUGGCAAAAGUAUUUGACAAAAUAGCCAGCACCUCUGAAUUCUUGAAAAAUGGGAAAUCCAGCACUGACUUAGAGAUGACUGAUUUUAAGUCUAUAGUACCUAAAUUACCAACCUCAGAAAACUCCAGUGAUAUUAGUAAAUUUGAUUGGCUGGACUUGGAUCCUCUAAGUAAACCAAAAGUGGAUAAUGUGGAGAUCUUGUGUAAUGCAGAGGAUGAUGCAAAGGUGACUUCGAGUACAGUUGCAGAAGAUCCAUGGGAUGCUGUGCUACUAGAAGAAAAAUUGCUAGUAACGUGUCAUCUUGAAAGAAAAGUGAAUGGGAAAUCCACUGCUGGGGCAACAGUUACAAGAAGCCAGUCUUUAAACAUUCGAACAACUCAGCUUGCAAAGUUACAGGGCCAAACACCACAGCAAGACAAUGGGACCACUAGCCUGACAACAGAAAAUGCACUUCUCCAAGAUAUUGAAGGGCGGAAUCAAGAGCUGGCAGCUUUUUGUCAAGCAGUUACCAAAUUGAGGACCAACUUUCCCUAUACCAAUCAGCACACAAAUCCAGGCUUUGUGCUGAGUCCAGUCAUGCUGCAAAGAAAUAUAAGUGGGGAGAAUGCCAGUAUCAAGGUUUCUAUAGAAAUUGAAGGAUUCCAACAGCCAGUAACAUUUACAUGUGAUGUGAGUUCUCCUGUCGAGCUUAUAAUAAUGCAGGCACUUUGCUGGGUACAUGAUGACUUGAAUGAAGUGGACAGUAGCAGCUAUAUCCUGAAAGUCUGUGGUCAAGAAGAAGUUCUACAGAAUAAGCACUGUGUAGGAAGUCAUGAAUACAUUCAGAACUGUCGAAAAUGGGAUGCAGAGAUUAAACUGCAGCUCUUGACCCAUAGUGUAGUAUGCAGAGAUCUGGCACGAACAGAAGAAGAUGAUAGGACACCUACAAAUUUAACAAAACACCUCUACAAAACAGAAAAGCCUUUCAGAGAAAAUAUUUCAAGGCAUUCUGUUGAAGAGCUCCUAGAGGCUUACCAUAUUCAAACUGACAUGGUUCUUAAAAAAGAGAACCAACAGAAAGCAGUAGAUCAUGUAAUCAAAGCUGUAAGAAAAAUCUGUUAUGCACUGGAUGGAGUAGAAACUCAAGCAAUAACAGACUCUGUAAAGAAGCUGAGGAGGGCUGUUAAUCUUCCAAGGAGUAAAAGUCCUGAGGUGUCCUUAAAGCCCAGUGAUGACACUAGCAACAGUUCAGUUGGUUCAUUGCAGCCUGAAAACCCUGUGCAAGUGAGCAUAGACCAGUUGACUGCAGCAGUCUAUGCCCUUCUUCACCUCCACUUAAACUCAGGCUGCAGUAGCAGCAAUUCUGCAACAAAAAAUAAUAGAAGCACUAAGGAAGCAUGGACUGCCACAGAGCACCUGCAAUUCACAAUAUUUGCUGCUCAUGGAAUUCUUACCGGUUGGGUGUCAAAUUAUGAAAAAUACUACUUGGUUUGCUCUCUGACCCAUAAUGGAAAAGAUUUGUUUAAACCCGUUCAGUCCAAGAAGGUUGGCACAUAUAAGAAUUUCUUCUAUCUGAUUAAAUGGGAUGAACUAAUCAUUUUCCCCAUCCAGAUUUCACAAUUGCCAUUGGAAUCGAUCUUGUGUCUUACUCUGUUUGGAAUAUUAAAUCAAAAUAGUGGAAGUUCACCUGAUUCAAAUAAACAGAGAAAGGGCCCAGAGAUGUUGGGUCAAAUUUCUUUACCUCUUUUUGACUUUAGACGUUUGUUAACUUGUGGGACUAAGCUCUUACACCUUUGGACUUCAUCACAUGUGACUCCAGCAUCAGGAACUGCCCAUAAAAGAAGAAAUCUCAUGGAAAAAAUAGUUUUGCAGGUUGACUUUCCCUCCCUGGCUUUUGAUACUGUAUACAAAAUUCCUCAAGCUGCAAACGGUUUGGUACAUCAUUCAAUAGAAACAUUGGAAAAAAAUGUAAAGGAGCGUCUUCUUGCUAUUCUUGCCAAAGAUGGCACCCUUGGGCUAUCAAAGGAAGAUAAAGAAUUUUUGUGGGAGAAGCGACAGUAUUGCCAUGGACACACACAAAGCCUUCCAAAAAUAUUAGCUAGUGCCCCACACUGGGACUGGGCAAGUCUUCCUGAAAUAUACUCACUGCUUCAGCAGUGGCCUCCCCUACCUCCUUUGACUGCUGUGGAACUACUGGAUUCAAAGUUUGCAGAUCAGGAAGUGCGAACCACAGCUGUGAAUUGGAUUGAGGCAAUAAGUGAUGAUGAGUUAACAGACUUCCUCCCCCAGUUUGUGCAGGCAUUGAAGUAUGAAACAUACCUGGACAACUCUUUAGUCAGAUUCAUUUUGGCUCGGGCAUUAGGAAAUAUUCAGAUAGCACACUGUGUAUAUUGGCUUCUGAAGGAUACCCUACAUGAUGCAAAAUUUGGGGUAAGGUAUGAGCAUAUUCUUGGUGCCUUCCUCUCGGUCUGUGGGAAAGGGCUGAGGGAAGAGCUGGAGAAACAGACCAGACUGGUACAGCUUUUGGGAGUGGUAGCAGAAAAAGUAAAACAAACAAGUGGAUCUGCUAGGCAGGUUGUCCUGCAAAGUGGUAUGGAACGUGUACAGUCCUUUUUCAUGAAGAACAAAUGCCGUUUGCCUCUCAAUCCCAGCCUUGUGGCAAAAGAAUUAAAUGUCAAGGCAUGUUCCUUCUUCAAUUCUAAUGCAGUACCACUAAAAGUCACAUUGGUGAAUGCAGAUCCUCUGGGAGAAGAAAUUAAUGUUAUGUUUAAAGUCGGAGAAGAUCUGCGACAAGAUAUGUUGGCUUUACAAAUGAUAAAGAUUAUGGACAAAAUCUGGCUGCAGGAGGGACUGGACCUGCGAAUGGUUAUCUUCAAGUGCCUCUCAACUGGAAAAGAUCGAGGAUUGGUGGAACUUGUUCCUGCUUCAGAUACACUUAGGAAAAUUCAAGUGGAAUAUGGAGUGACAGGAUCUUUUAAAGACAAGCCACUUGCAGAAUGGCUGCGAAAGUAUAAUCCUACAGAGGAAGAAUAUGAAAAGGCUUCAGAAAACUUCAUCUAUUCUUGUGCAGGAUGCUGCGUAGCCACCUACGUAUUGGGAAUCUGUGACCGUCACAAUGAUAACAUAAUGCUUCGAACCACGGGACAUAUGUUCCAUAUUGACUUUGGAAAGUUUUUGGGCCAUGCACAGACGUUUGGUAGCUUUAAAAGGGAUCGGGCUCCUUUUGUGCUAACAUCAGAUAUGGCCUAUGUCAUUAAUGGUGGUGAAAAACCUACUAUUCGUUUUCAAUUGUUUGUGGAUCUCUGCUGCCAAGCUUACAAUUUGAUCAGGAAACAUGCAAACCUCUUUCUGAACCUGCUUUCACUGAUGCUUUCUUCAGGGUUACCAGAACUUACUGGAGUUCAAGACUUAAAAUAUGUCCAAGAUGCUCUUCAGCCCCAAACUACAGACGCAGAAGCUACUAUUUUCUUUACAAGGCUGAUUGAAUCCAGUUUGGGAAGUGUUGCCACAAAGUUUAAUUUCUUCAUUCACAACCUGGCUCAGCUGCGUUUUUCAGGCCUACCUUCCAAUGAUGAGCCCAUUCUCUCAUUUUCUCCCAAAACCUAUUCACUUAGACAAGAUGGUCGAAUCAAGGAAGUGUCCGUGUUUACGUACCAAAAGAGGUACAACCCAGAUAAACAUUAUAUCUAUGUGGUGAGAGUCUUGAGAGAGGGGCAAGUUGAACCAACAUUUGUCUUCCGGACAUUUGAUGAGUUCCAGGAACUUCACAACAAACUCGGUAUUCUCUUUCCUCUUUGGAAGUUACCAGGCUUUCCUAAUAAGAUGGUUCUGGGAAGAACUCAUAUAAAGGAUGUAGCAGCCAAAAGAAAAGUAGAGCUGAACAGCUACAUACAGAGUUUGAUGAACAGUUCAGCAGAGGUGUCAGAGUGUGAUCUUGUUUAUACUUUUUUUCACCCUCUACUUCGUGAUGAGAAAGCUGAAGGAAUAGAUGGAAUAGCUAAGCCUGCAGAUGCAAGUCCAUCAAGUCCUACCUCAGGCAAAGUGGGAGGAGAAGUAAAGUUGUCUAUCUCAUAUAGAAAUGGCACUCUGUUUAUCAUGGUGAUGCACAUUAAAGACCUGGUUACUGAAGAUGGUGCAGAUCCAAAUCCUUAUGUAAAAACAUACUUACUUCCAGAUAUAAACAAAACAUCUAAACGCAAAACCAAAAUCACACGAAAAACAAGGAACCCAACAUUCAAUGAGAUGCUUGUGUACAGUGGAUACAGUAAGGAGACUUUGAAGCAGAGGGAACUUCAGCUAAGUGUGCUCAGUGCAGAAUCGUUGCGUGAGAACUUCUUUCUGGGUGGAGUUAUGCUGUCCCUAAAGGAUUUCAACUUGAGGAAGGAGACUGUUAACUGGUAUCAGCUGACUGCUGUGCCAUAUCUGUGAACUCCUACAGCAGAAAAUAACAAAAGUGAAACAGUUCUGCACACUUGUGUUUGGUGCAUUUUUCCUACUUGAAAAUAACUUGGACAUUUUAAAAUGAGACUCUGCGUUUCAACACGUGUUGGACCAACCCCUCACCAAGCUGAAACCACAGGAUUUCUAGAAACCACCUGUUUUAGGCUUAUGUGAUAAUAUCCAAGCAUUAAUGUAAAUUAAUUUUGUAAUCAUAGUACUUGUGGGUAACUAAAGUUUUAAACCAUCCCUGGAAUCUUCAGGUAGUUUAUUCUGGCUUUACUGUAUCAGUUCAACCACAUUUAAUCUCUUGCCCUGUGGAUAUAGUACAAGUAAUCUUUUCUGUUACCUGUUACAUUAUAUAUGGCAAGGUGCUGUAGAAUGCCAGAGGAAAGAUGUGGGGGGUUUCUGAUGAUAUAUCCGCUAUUCACCAUUCAUUGGUGCAGCAAUGAUCAGUAAAAUGUCAGUGGUUGCACAAACUGUCAGAAAUGAAAUUGGACAGAACAGCUGGAAAAAUUGUUACAUUCGAAUCUUGCGAUUAAAUGCAUCUGAAACAUUUAUCAGAAUGAGUGCCAUAAUGGAAGUUGUAAAUAAUGGUGCCUUACCUUAUAAUUCAAAUUCUUGUACCUCAUUUCUGAAAUUUAAAAAUAGUUACCUGUUAGCCAGGUUUAACAAACUCUUAUCCAGCUCUUUAAAAGAGGCAGAUUCAUGACACCACCUACUGAAUCUUUUCUUUGGGAAACUUAUUCAGUUUCUUAGACAUAGUUUGAGUUUUAUACCAGCUAUCUGAGUAAGAUUAGUCAGUUGAUUUUAAGUGAAGUCCUCUGUGCAAGUCACUGAUGAUUUGCAAACUUUGAAUGAAGACUGGUUGUUUGUGGUGCCAUGUGAGUGUGUGGUCUUCCAGCAUUUUAAAACAGUUCUUAAAAUUUCAAGGACCUCCGUAGUGCAGUCAGCAAAUGCAUUCGCGAUUCAUCUAGGGACUUGGGUUCAACUAUCGGGUCACAAAUGUUAUUUACACAUAAGAAAAUACUUUACCCCACAACUUCACAUAAUUGAUUCUCCCUACUUGAAAAACAUAGGACACCAAGAGCAGAUAUGUUGCAGGUCAGAAAUGAUUUGCAUUGGCAGAUAUACUUGGCUCAGACUAGUAUUGUCAGUCCCUCACCUCUUGUAAAAAUAACUCUUGAUAAAUUUUAUUCCUUUAUGUGAUACAACAAUAUUUAAAAUCAGAGGGUGCAAAUACAAUUUACUGUCUCAUGCAUGUGAUUAGUUACUCCACUGGGUCUGGCUGCACUACAUGUAUAGGUUUCUUAUUCACCUAUCAGUUUUAUGGUGACCACAGUCUGUUCUCUUUGGACAAAGCUGUAUGAAGACUGUAAAAUCACACACUAUAAUUUUUAGCACUAUUUUAGAAACAUUUUUCAAUGAAGGCUGACCGUGAUAGACUAUAGUACUGACUGUCACUAGCAAGGAACUUAAAGUAAAAUAUGCAAUGAUGAAGACAGCACAGGAAAGUCACAAUUGAUUUUAUUUGCCCAGCAAUAAAAUGCUCUUUAGAUUCCC